AUGUCCUAUUCGCAGAAUAGCACAGGGUCGGCCAACGGUUUAGUCUACAACAUUCUCAACAAUUCGCAAUCCCUGUCCUCCACCCCUCGCGCGACUCCUCCGCCGCCCAAAGGGUCGCAAAUGUCCUCGUUUGGUGUCUCCAACGGCGCCUCUCGUGGCAGCUUCAAUGGCAACUAUGAUGGUGGGAAUGAUUAUGGGUCUAUGAUGUCCUACCAGGAGGACUACAAGCCGCAGAUCUAUCGUGCGGUUUACUCCAAUGUCUCUGUUUACGAGAUGGAGGUCAAUGGGGUCGCAAUCAUGAAACGUCGCUCUGAUUCCUGGUUAAAUGCAACUCAAAUUCUGAAAGUGGCUGGUGUCGUCAAGGCUCGACGCACCAAGACAUUGGAGAAGGAAAUUGCCGCCGGUGAGCACGAAAAGGUUCAAGGUGGCUAUGGAAAGUACCAAGGUACCUGGGUCAAUUACCAGCGUGGUGUUGAGCUCUGUCGCGAGUACCAUGUCGAGGAAAUGCUACGACCAUUGCUGGAGUACGAUAUGAGCCCCGACGGCUCCGGUGGUUCCCAAAACACCCUUGAUACCCCUACGAAGGAGCAGGCCAUGGCAGCGCAGCGCAAGCGUCUUUACAGCGGUGCAGAGAACCGCAGCAUGUCCCAGCCACAACAGGGAACGUUCUUCCAGAAUAUCUCCCGGACUGCAGCAACAGCCGUCAAUGCGAUCAGCAAAGCCCGUUUUGACUCUCCGAGUGGAAACAGCCGACGACCAAGUGUGAUUCGCAAGCCAUCGCAGCAGAUGAGCAGCCAAGAGUCUCAGAUGGCAUUGAGCAGCCAGCAGAGUAUGUACAACGUCUCCGACAGCGGGUUCGGUAGCCUUCAGAAUCGCUUUCAAGCACACGACGACCACGAGGAUUUCGCGGAACCUCCACGCAAGCGUGUUCGCUCUUCAUCACACCAUGCUCCACCGAUCGGCUUGCACAGAGAACCAUCCAAUCUCUCCAUGCACGAACCCACUCCUACCGAGCCCAAUGACUCUUUCUAUCAAGAUCUUGAUCUUCCGCCGCCGCCUAUGGAUGAUGCUCACAAGCGUGGUGUUGAGGCCGUGCCUCCUGCUUCGGACCCAGAAGGCUUCCAGAAGCAGAAGCUGAUCAUGACACUGUUUCUUGACAAGCGCAUCAAGGAUUUCACCAAUCAUCCCGCUCUUAUGCAGUUGACUGGUGAAGACCUCGAGCUCCCUCUCGAUGAGUACCGGAACAAUGCCCUUCAUUGGGCCGCAAUGCUUGCUCGUAUGCCGCUGGUCCAUGCGCUAGUAGCGAAGGGAGCAAGCAUCACCCGAGUCAAUGCUGCUGGCGAGACUGCGCUGCAAAAGUCAGUGGGGACGCGCAACAAUCUUGACUACCGAAGCUUCCCUCGUUUGCUUCAGGUGCUUGCACCGACCAUCGACAUGGUUGACUACAGUGGACGAACCAUUCUGCAUCACAUUGCUGUUAUGGCAGCCACUGGUGGUGGCGGACAUGUCUCCGCGAAACACUAUCUUGAAUCUCUGUUGGAAUUCAUCGUCCGACAUGGCGGUAUCACCUCCAGUGCCAAUGGCGAUCACAUGCAGAAUGGUUCACAAGACAGCGGCGUCAUCUCUCUUGGCCGGUUCAUCUCUGAGAUCGUCAACCUGCGCGACGAACAAGGUGAUACUGCUUUGAAUCUGGCUGGGCGUGCGAGGUCGGUGCUUGUCCCUCAGCUUCUGGAAGUCGGUGCCGAUCCUCACAUCCCCAACCACACGGGUCUUCGACCUGCUGAUUACGGUGUUGGUGUCGAUAUGGUGGAUGGAAAUUCUCAGGUACAGCAAGCCGGCGGCCGAAGUGAUACCUUCAUUGACCAGCUAGCAAAGUCCAAGAAGGAAAUCCUUGAUGCGGCGAUGUCUCAAAUCAGCACCAUGGUUGAAGAGGCUCUCGGCGGCAUUGACCGAGACCUGGCGUCCAGCUUGACCCAGAAGCAGGAAAAGUUCGACCAUUGGCACUCUAAAAUCCGCGAGGCUGCUAAGGCCCGCCAGAUUGAACAAAAGCAGCUGGAUAAUUUGAAGCUCAAGUCUUCGGAGCGAGUGGAAAUUGACCGGCGCAUCAAAAACCUGGAACGGUCUUCCGAAAGCCUGUUAGGCACAUUGAAGGGUACACCAGGGUUUGACAUCUCCCGGGUUGCCGUUGUCGGUGACGCAGACAAAGGCUCCGGUGUUGAUUUUGUCGCUUUUGAAGCCUUAUUCGGAGAUACCUUCGACCCGUCCACCGGAUUCUCUGGCCCACAGGUUGCUUUUCUGGCCUCUCUCUCGGCACCAGAUAUACUCGACCAUCGCCUCCGAUGCUAUCAAGAGCUGAACAGCGGCAUCACCGCCGAGGUUGACACCCUGAAGGCCAAAAAUGCCAUCUUAGGGCAGAACUACCGACGCAUGGUGAUGGCAUGCACAGGCUGGACUGCCGAGCAAGUGGACGAGGCAGCAGAAGGCUUGACCCAGUGUGUCAAAGAGUUGAACGAUAAUCCUGUUCCCGAGGACGAAGCUAUCGAGAUCCUCAUGCGGGAUCGCGGACAGGACUGGUAG
This is a messenger RNA of Penicillium canariense, 2577 nucleotides long. RefSeq names its product putative APSES transcription factor (MbpA). Lineage: Eukaryota; Fungi; Ascomycota; Eurotiomycetes; Eurotiales; Aspergillaceae. The coding region runs from base 1 to 2577 and encodes 858 amino acids. The record is from RefSeq and is a predicted model, not a curated record. Gene Ontology annotation, molecular function: DNA binding; protein binding; transcription coactivator activity. Gene Ontology annotation, cellular component: MBF transcription complex; SBF transcription complex. The transcript has 3 exons.